Messenger RNA from Akanthomyces muscarius, 1602 nucleotides. RefSeq lists its product as uncharacterized. Gene Ontology annotation, molecular function: ceramide glucosyltransferase activity. The record is from RefSeq and is a predicted model, not a curated record. Bases 1 to 1602 code for a protein of 533 amino acids. NCBI's taxonomy places the organism in Eukaryota, Fungi, Ascomycota, Sordariomycetes, Hypocreales, Cordycipitaceae. Gene Ontology annotation, cellular component: membrane. Gene Ontology annotation, biological process: glucosylceramide biosynthetic process. The transcript has 2 exons.
AUGUCCUGGCUCGUCGAGACCGUUGCAGUCGUUUGUCUCUUUUGGUGCUGCUUCAUUGUCGUAGUUCAAACGGUCGGCAUCAGCGCAAUCUUCUACUACUUCUCGAACCACCCUAAGCCGUCCGUCUCGGCCAGGCUCGGCAGCGAUGCGCCUAGUGUCACAAUCAUCCGCCCGGUAAAGGGUAUCGAGCCUAACCUCUACGACUGCAUCGCCUCGACGUUCCGUCAAGACUACCCAUCCGACCGCUGCUCGAUCCGUCUCUGCGUCGAGGACAUCAGUGACCCCGCAUACUCGAUCCUAGAGCAGCUUGUCCAUGAUUUUCCGGGCUUCGACGUCAAGAUCCUCGUCGAGGCCAAGGACCCCAUCCUCCACGGGCCCAACGGCCACAUUGAAAAUUUAGGGCCGAAUCCUAAAAUCCGAAAUAUCAGCAGAGCGUAUCGAGAAGCAAAAAGCGACAUUAUAUGGAUUAUUGACUGCAAUGUCUGGGUGUCGACGGGGGUGCUCGGCCGCAUGGUGGACAAGCUGUCGGGCUUUGCGCCGCAGGGCAGGGUUGUGCAGCCAUACAAGUUUGUGCAUCAUAUGCCCCUUGUUAUUGACACGGUGGACUAUACCAACGAUGCGGCGUCUCAAGAGGCUCUGCUCGCGUCUACUGGCACUGCCAACGACAUGGGCACAAUGAACGUGGGCGAAGGUCGCGGCACCCGCAUAUGGAACCAGGGCGGCGGCCGCCUCGACGAAAUGUUCAUGGCGACUACGCACGUCAAGUUUUACGGCGCCAUCAACUCUGUCGGAGUUGCUCCCUGUAUUGUAGGAAAGAGCAACAUGUUCCGCAAAUCGCAUCUCGACCAAGUCACCGCACCUUCACAUCCUCCCGCUCCAGGCGUUACACCAAAGCCAGCGGGUAUUGAUCAUUUUUCGUUCAACAUUUGCGAAGAUCAUCUGAUUGGUGACCUGCUCUGGAAGUCCAAGAUUCCAGGCUUCCUCAACCACGGCAUCGUUUGGGGAGAUCUUGUUAUCCAGCCCAUGGCUGGUAUGGGUGUCGCUUCGUAUGCGGCGCGGAGAGUUCGAUGGCUUCGCGCACGCAAAUUCACCGUGCUGGCUGCGACUCUUGUCGAGCCGGGCGUCGAAUCUAUUCUCUGCUGUGCAUACCUUGCGUUUGCGCUGACAACUCUGCCUUGGUUCAAUCGUUACUGCGGUAUUCCGCAAAAAUGGACAUCUGCGGGCUGCAUCUGGCUGGUUGCCAUGGUGGUGUGGAUGACAGUAGAUUGGUUCACCUUUCAACAUCUCCAUACUGGCAAGUCCAUGAACACGGAUGAAAGCACCCCAAAAUUUGCUAGGGGUACCCUACGAGGCGGUGGCAUGAAUAAACGGCCGUUUCAAGAAUGGUUUCUAGCUUGGGUUGUCCGUGAGAUUCUGGCGCUGCCUAUUUGGACCGUUGCCGUGCUGCUGGGCACGACUGUGAGUUGGCGCGGUCGAUCAUUCUCGGUGGAUAUGGACGGCGCUGUGAAAGCCAUCGGAGUUGGGGACUUGCCUGUUCGAUCGUCACUCACAACACCGGAGCUGAAACGAGCACGUACUCGAGGCAAGGACCGGAUUGACUAG